Stomoxys calcitrans (stable fly) is the source of this 6207-nucleotide messenger RNA. RefSeq lists its product as uncharacterized. The transcript has 2 exons. Gene Ontology annotation, molecular function: nucleic acid binding; zinc ion binding. Bases 1 to 6207 code for a protein of 2068 amino acids. The record is from RefSeq and is a predicted model, not a curated record. Gene Ontology annotation, biological process: DNA integration. NCBI's taxonomy places the organism in Eukaryota, Metazoa, Arthropoda, Insecta, Diptera, Muscidae.
AUGGAGAAGGCAAAGUUUAAGAGUGACAGGUUUGCGAAUAGCGUCAACGAUUUGGUAGAUUUCGACAACACAUUUGCAGCUGCAAAAUCUGAUGAUAAUAUACAUAGUCUUGAGGCUCUAAGGGUGGAGUUAGAUUCAUUGUGGGACAACGUCAAGAAAUCGUACUUAGACUGUCGCGAUCAUAUCACCGCGGCGGAAGAGACCGCCAUAGAUAAGAACAAGCUUCGAUCUCAUUACAAAGAUGCUCGACUAAGCUACAUGCGUGUUGUAGGUUCGUUGAAUUCGGAUAUUAACGCAUUGAAGGAUCAAGCGACCCAGGAGAAAAUAGAAGGAGAAUCGAUGCAACAAGCCAGACCCGAAGAUGUAGAUUUUGCGCCAGUUUCAAGACUCCCACCGUGUGAUACAGACACAUUUAAGGGAGGAUACACAGCUUGGCCAACUUUUAGGGACCUCUUCACCGCCAUUUAUAUAAAAAAUUCCAAAUUAAGCAAUGUCGAAAAACUUUUUCAUCUUACCCAAAAGACUACAGGGGAAGCGAGAGAGAUCAUAAGCAACGUGCCUCUGACGAACGAUGGCUUUAAACUAGCUUGGUCAAGUUUAACUAACCGAUAUGAAAACAAAAGGAUGCAAGUCAAUGAACAAUUGAAAGUAUUGUUUAAUUUGCCGGACGUCACGGUAGAUUGUUCUUAUUCAGUUCAAAAACUGCAACGGACAGUGAAUAGUUGCAUACAGACCCUGGAAACACUGGGAGUAGAAGUUGAACAGUGGGACCCAAUGUUAAUUUACUUAUGCUCUGCAAAAUUGCCAAGACCCUUUUUGGGGGAAUUUGAAAAUUCUCUGGAGGAUUGUAAGAUUCUCCCAAAAUGGGAGGAAUUUAACAAAUUCCUGUCCCAUAAGUUUAAGACACUCGAAUCUGUGAGCAACAUUAAAUCAACGUAUAGCAAGCACAGUAAUAGGCAAGAAAAUUUCAGAAAGGAUAAAUACGUAAAUAGUUUUCACACCAACACUUUACAAAAUAUCAAAUCAUCUGGGGUAAAGAAUAAUUAUAACCAGAGUCAAUCCUCAAUGACUCGAAACCAAAAUGGUCAAAGUUGCCAAAUUUGUAAGGCGACACAUUUUAUUCGAGAUUGCCCAAAGUUUAUCAAAAAGAACAUUAAUGAUAGAAUUCACAUUGUGAAGAUUUCGCAUUUGUGUUACAAUUGUCUUUCAUCGAACCAUGGGGUUAAGGAAUGCAAAAGCAAGUUUACAUGCCGCGAAUGCAACUUGCGACAUCAUACAAUGCUACAUAAGGGACAAGAGACCCAACCUCGUAAUCAAGACUCAGCUAGAGAUGCAGUACAACCUAGUUCUAGUGCUGCAGCUCUUACAACUCGUAUACAGUCCACACCAGACACACAACAGAAUAACAUUACAACUUUGACCCUUCAGGAUAAUCGAAUUUGGGAGCAUCAUCCGGGGGGAACCUUACUUUUUACUGCUAUAGUGCAAAUAGAAUCUAGAGGACAGCUAUUCGAUGCCAGGGCGAUUAUUGACUCUGGAUCGCAGUCCACUUUCAUUACGGAAAAACUCAAGAACAAGUUGAGUCUUCCAACUAAACGGAACUUAGUACACGUUACGGGACUUAGCCAAAUUGUAGCUGAGACUUCAAAUAAGGCUUGUCUUUUCACCUUGCGUACUCGUUUAGACCCUAGAUUUGAAUUAGAGGUUUGGGCACCCGUUUUAAAGACCCUACCUUCUAACUUACCACCGCACAACUUAGACCUAGCACAACUUCGUGAUGUUGCCAACCUUGAAUUGGCAGACCCGAAGUUCUACAUUAGCCAGCCAGUGGACCUAUUGAUUGGAAUGGACAUAGGACCCCUUAUCUUUGAAAUUGGAUCCCCUAUGAGGACAAUCAGCUCACUCUUGGCUCAAAACACUGUUUUUGGAUGGAUAGUGGGAGGACCCAUCGCACAUGAAGCAACGGACAACAGCCGAGUUUCUUUACAUAGUACAGUAUCAAUAGAGAAAGUCCUUACGCGAUUUUGGGAGGUGGAGGAGACCCCCAAAAAGAUUUUGAGGUCUGAAGAAGACAUGUUUUGCGAACAAAGCUUUAAAGACACUGUAAGGCGUAACUCUAAGGGAAGAUAUAUUGUGACCCUCCCUUUUAAAAAUUGUGAAGAGUUGGGAAACUCGAGGAAUAUCGCAAUGGCACAAUUCUACAGAAUGGAAAGAAAGCUUCAAAAAACCCCGGAAAUCAAGGAGCAGUACGAUAAUGCCAUUCUCGAAUAUCUGAAAUUGGGACAUAUGAGGAAAAUUUCGGCACAGGAGAUAACAAAAGCUCCUAAUUACUAUUUGCCGCAUCACGCCGUCAUUAAGCCAGACCGGCUCACUACCAAGCUUAGGGUAGUCUUCAACGCUUCAAGUCCGUCGUCAAACAAGAAGAGCCUCAAUGAUAGCUUGUUUUCGGGACCCAUUCUUCAACAGGAUCUCGUAUUACAAAUUUUGAAGUGGCGUUUCUUUAAAUACGUAUUUAAUGCGGACGUGACAAAAAUGUACAGGCAGAUUCUUCUUGACCCUAGCCAGACUCAGUUCCAACGAAUUCUCUUUAGAAAAUCUUCAAAAGACCCAGUCGAGGAUUUCGAACUCUUGACCGUCACAUUUGGAGUGAAUUGCGCGCCUUUCCUUGCAAUCCGGACACUUCUUCAACUUGCGGAAGACGUGACGGACACAUACCCCCUUGCGUCAAAGAUCAUUCGAGAGAAUCUAUAUGUUGAUGAUGUUCUUGCCGGAGCUCAUACAGUUGAAGAAGCCAUCAAAUCCCGAAAAGAGUUAAUUUCGGCCUUGGACUCUGCUGGAUUUCAACUUAUGAAAUGGACAUCAAAUGAUCACAAAAUUAUUCAAGAUUUACCGGCAGAACAACUUCUUCCAGUAAAUUGGCUAGAGCUUUCUGAAGACUCCUCGACCAAGACUCUUGGCAUCCGGUGGAAUAUUUCGGGGGAUUUUUUCACUUUCACCCAACCGUUACUCGAAAUCAGACAGUCAUACACGAAAAGAGAAGUUUUAUCGGCCAUAGCGAAAUUGUUUGACCCUUGCGGGUGGUUGGCCCCAAUAGUUGUCGUGGCAAAGCUAGUCAUGCAGCAAGUAUGGCUGGAUAACAUCGACUGGGAUGACGCGCUUAAGCCAAUAACCUUGAUAAACUGGCAAAACUUUGUAAAACACACAAAGGCUAUAGAAUCGGUUAAAGUUCCACGGUGGAUACAUUUCACGCCUGGCUCGCAAGUUGAAGUACACGGUUUCUGUGAUGCCUCCGAAAGUGCAUAUGGUGCAGCAUUGUAUAUUAGGGUGGAACAUGACAACCACCAAACCGAUACUUUCCUAUUAGCGGCCAAGACCCGUGUUGCCCCGAUAAAAAAGAUUUCCUUGCCGAGACUCGAACUCUGUGGAGCAGUGCUUCUAUCAAAAUUAGCUUCAGCAACCACAACCAAUCUUCAGAUUUCGAAUUUUAAGACCCAGUUUUGGACGGAUUCCACAAUUGUUUUAUCAUGGCUAAAAAAACCGGCCUGUGCAUGGAGUACCUUCGUUGGAAACCGAGUGUCAGAAAUUUUAGAGAACGUGGGCAAUGAAAACUGGCGCCACGUAGACUCGGAGAGCAACCCUGCGGACAUUGCUAGUAGAGGAUGCACACCUUCAGAUUUAAAGGAACACUGUUUAUGGUGGCAUGGUCCACAAUGGUUAAAAUUUCCCAAAGAUAGAUGGCCGACUUUCCAAGACCCUUCAGACACAAAUCUUGAAGCAAAAGCAUUGAAAGUUUUUGCCACCUCAACUUUCGAGGAUCCUUUGGUGAGAUUCUCAUCCCUGUCGAGGGCGUAUAGGGUUAUAAGCUAUGUUCUGCGUUAUUGGCGUAACACUGGUGCAGGUCGUUCUCAUCUAAGGGUUACAUCAAUUGAAGUUACUGCAGAAGAGAUUCAAGAUGUCAAACGACGCUUAAUUAUACUGACCCAAGGGAGUUACUUUGCCCCUGAAUACCGUGAUCUACAGAACAAUGUUAGAAUUUCUCCCAGUAGCAGUUUGCUAACAUUGAAUCCGUUUUUAGACUCCAAGGGAGUCAUGCGAGCCAACGGCCGCUUAGUUCAGUCUCCUGUGCUGACUUACGACGAGAGACACCCGAUUAUUUUGCCAUACGAGGCAAGACUUACGCAGCUCCUAGUAGAAUUCGCUCACAAGAUAACUAUUCACGGUGGUAACCAACUCAUGACCAGGGUAUUACGAUCUGAAUUCUGGAUAUUCAGACUAAAACCGUUGGUGAAAAAGGUUAUCCAUAAUUGCAAAACUUGCAUCUUAUACAAGGAACACACUCAAUCUCAGAUUAUGGCAGCCUUGCCACCUGAGCGCACAUUCCUUUCUAGACCCUUUACGAAUACUGGAGUAGACUUUGCCGGACCCUUCAAUAUUAAAAGUUAUUCCGGCCGUGCUUGUGUCAUUACGAAGGGAUACAUCUGCAUUUUUGUGUGCUUCGCAACAAAAGCCGUUCACUUAGAAGCAACAACAGAUUUAUCCUCACAAUCUUUUCUAGCUGCCUUUUCGCGAUUCAUCGGUCGAAGAGGUUGUCCUGCUUGCCUAUAUUCUGACAACGGGAAGAAUUUUGUAGGGGCCUCAGAAAUUCUGAGAAAGGAUCGCCUCGAACUUUUUAAGAGUCUUCGGAAUCAAGUCUCACAGCAAAAUGCUUAUCAAAACUUUGUCUGGAAAUUCAUACCUCCGGGCGCCCCUCAUAUGGGCGGCCUGUGGGAGGCGGGCGUCAAGUCUCUCAAGACCCAUCUUCGUAAAUUCAUCCCAAAGAUGAACUUCACAUUUGAGGAACUUUGUACAAUAUUAGCGCGCAUAGAAUCUUGUUUGAAUUCAAGACCCUUGAGCGUAGCGAGUGACGACCCAAACGACUUGUCUCCACUUACUCCUGGUCAUUUUCUUAUCGGCACACCUAUUCUUGCGCUGGCUGAACCCAAUGUCUCUGACCAAGAUUUGACCCUUGUAAAUAGAUGGAAACGACUCAAGAUCGUUUCUCAAUAUUUUUGUAUGCGCUGGAAGUCCGAGUAUCUCAAAGAACUUCACCGUAGAACAAAAUGGAAGUACCAACAAGACAAUCUUAAAGAAAAUGACUUAGUCGUUAUCAGGGACGACAGGUUCCCUCCCACUGAGUGGGUAAUGGGGCGCGUUGAAAAAACUCAUCCUGGAACCGACCAAAAUACACGUGUCGUCGACAUUAGAACCCCUCACGGAAUGGCAGCAUAUUUGCCCUGGCCCGAAGACGAGCGCCAACAAGGCAGAGAGGGACGGGAUCGAAAUGACCGAAGAGCGGAACCCCGGCCCCAACGAAAUCAGUCUCGGAAUCGCGAUCACGAUCGCGAGCAUGUAGAUCGGCGCGGAAGACCCACAACCUGGCAGUACUCUUGCGGUCUCUGCCAAGACGAUCACGCGUUAAGUACAUGCCGCCGAUUCCGGGACCAGACCCCAUACCAGCGGUAUGAGACGGUGGAGCGUCGCGGGUAUUGCCGCAAUUGCUUGGCUCGUAGUCAUCUCGCUCCCGAUUGCCAGUCUGUUGCAGGCUGCCGUCGCUGUGAGGUACGACAUCACACCCUGCUGCAUGGGGCACCGCAGCUCGAAAACAUGGAGAGGCCCGCAGAUGGUUUUGCACUCGCCAAUAACGCUAGACCCGCACCAACAGCAUCCCCACCCUUUAGGUGGGAUCUUGUUUUCGUGCCAACUGCCAUGGUACGAGUAGCAGAAGACGGGGUGGAUACUUGGGCCACAGUGCGAGCAUUGAUCAACCAAGCGGCUACAAUGUCUCGGCUGGCCUAUUCUACAUUCCGGCGACUUGGCUUACGAUCAUUCACAUACCAGGGCCACAGGUUCACAACCUUCCGGUUAAUGCACCGCAGACCAAAUAGCAAUUGGGCACUUAAGGUGAAUGCCCUUAUCACAGAUGCGUUACCAUUUCGACCCUACUCAGAACCUCUAUUGGAGGACCCGACCCGUGAUCUAGCACCGGACACCCUUGCAGAUACAGACCCUAGAGCCAAUACUUCGAUAGAUUUAGAGUUGGGCGCUGACGUUUACCCGAGACUUCAGAGAGAUGGUCAUGUUUUUGCCGGAAUCGGAGAUGUCAACGCCUUCCAGACAACACUCGGCUAUGUCUUCGUGGGCCCUAUUAGAAAUAUGCAUAGACACUAA